Messenger RNA from Coregonus sp. 'balchen', 6921 nucleotides. NCBI's taxonomy places the organism in Eukaryota, Metazoa, Chordata, Actinopteri, Salmoniformes, Salmonidae. The record is from the annotation of a GenBank genome assembly.
AUGGAUUACUAUGGCACCAGACUGGCCACCUGCUCUUCUGACAGGUCUGUCAAGAUCUUCGAUGUUAAAAACGGAGGACAAAUCCUAGUGGCGGACCUGAGAGGGUAAGACGUGACUCUGCUUGAUUAGGGGUCGACUCAGCGAAAGGAAAUUGCCUACGAGCAGCACCGCAGAUAUUGCAAUGAGCGAGAUGCAAUACUUAUUUUCCAGCACACACAGAGUGAACUGUCAUGUCCCUGUUUCAUCUCCUCUCUCCAUUACCUGUGAAGUGCUGUAUCCAGAUAUCUCUGCCUCUAUCUCCCCUCUCUGCAGCCAUGAGGGUCCUGUGUGGCAGGUGGCCUGGGCUCACCCCAUGUAUGGCAACAUCCUGGCCUCAUGUUCCUAUGACAGGAAGGUGAUCAUAUGGAAGGAAGAGAACGGAACCUGGGACAAGAUGUACGAGUACACUGGACACGACUCUUCAGGUAAGAACAUUCCCGGUAAAUAACUCACAAAUGUAUUCAAUUCAUAUUUUACGUAAUUUAGCAGACACUCUUAUCCAGAGCGACUUACAGUACAUUGAGUGCAUACAUUUUUGUAUAUGGUUAGAAUAUUUUCAAUGAUCUUAUUGAAAAUAUUCAAACCGAGUUCUUCAAUCCUUGUGGGUGCUUGGGAACCCACAGGGUAUGCAAUGUGUUGUUCAAUUUCACUUUCGAUCAAACCCUAUUCAAGACCAGGGAUGAAUAACACUGCCAUUAAGCAUUGUCAGAAGCUCUCUGUGUUUUUAGUGUAUAUUAAUGAGUACUUCCUGUCUUCCUUCUUGUGUUUCCAGUGAAUUCAGUGUGCUGGGGUCCCUAUGACUUUGGUCUGAUCCUGGCCUGUGGCAGCUCAGACGGUGCCAUCUCAUUGGUCACCUGCUCUGGGGAUCAACAGUGGGACAUUAAGAAGAUCAGCAAUGCACACACAGUGAGUAACCUCCUGAGUGGCGCAGUGGUCUAAGGCACUGCAUCGCAGUGCUAGCUGUGCCACUAGAGAUCCUGGUUCGAAUCUGUCGUAGCCAGCCGCGACCGGGAGACCCAUGGGGCGGCGCACAAUUGGCCCAGCGUCGUCCAGGGUAGACACUAAGUAUUUUCUCUAGGGCUGGGUUAAUAUGAAUAAACCUAAAGUGUAAAAUGUCAGUUGUGACUGUCCUGCUGGUUAUCAUAGUCCUAAUUGAGUUCAUAUGAAUUCAUUUCCUUGGUCUGGACAUGUCAGUAUGUGACUGUGUGUUGUAACCCCUCUGUCCUGUUAGAUCGGCUGUAACGCAGUGAGCUGGGCUCCAGCAGUGGUGCCAGGUAGUCUGAUAGACCAGCCGUCGGGUCAGAAACCCAACUACAUCAAGAGGUUUGUCUCAGGAGGCUGCGACAACCUGGUCAAGCUCUGGAAGUAAGUAGCGGAUGAUUGGAGGGUGUCUUAUCUUCUCUGUUAUUGAAAUGCUUCUGUUUUAUUUACAACACAGCUACAGCUCCUUCAGAAAGUAUUCAUACCCAUUGACUUAUUCCAUAUUUUGUUGUUACAGCCUGAAUUCCAAUCAAAUCAAAUUUGAUUGGUCACAUGCGCCGAAUACAACAGGUGCAGACAUUACAGUGAAAUGCUUACUUACAGCCCUUAACCAACAGUGCAUUUAUUUUUAACAAAAAAAAGGAAAAAUAAAACAACAACAACAAAAAGUGUUGAGAAAAAAAAGAGCAGAAGUAAAAUAAAAUAACAGUAGGGAGGCUAUAUAUAUAUACAGGGGGGUACCGUUGCAGAGUCAAUGUGCGGGGGCACCGGCCAUCUACAUACAUACUCCAUAAUGACAAAGUGAGAACAUGUAUUUAGAAUGUAUAGAAAAUAAAAUACAGAAAUAUCUCUUUUACAUAAGUAUUCAAACCCCUGAGUCAAUACUUUGUAGUAUCUCCUUUGGCAGCGAUUACAGCUUUGAGUCGUCUUGCGUAUGUCUGUAUCAGCUUUGUUAAGUUAGAUGGGGAGCGGCAGUAAACAGCAAUCUUCAAGUCUUUCCACAGAUUUUCAAUGGGAUUCAAGUCUGGGUUUUGGCUGGGCCACUCAAGGACUUUCACAUUCUUGUUCUGAAGCCAUUACAGUGUUGCUUUGGCUGUAUGCUUGGGGUCAUUGUCCUGUUGGAACGUAAAUCACCCGUCUAAGGAUGUUUGCGCUCGGAAGCAGGUACUCAUCAAGGAUUUGUCUGUAUUUGUCUCCAUUCAUUGUUCCCUCUAUCCUUACCAGUCUCCCAGUCCCUGCAGCUGAAAAGCAUCCCCAUAGCAUGAUGCUGCCACCACCAUGCUUCACUGUAGGGAUGUUGUUAGAUGGGUGAUGAGCUGUGCCUGGUUUUCUCCAGAUAUAGCUCUUUGCAUUCAGGCCAAAGAGUUAAAAAAAAUUAUCAUCAGACUACAGAAUAUUUUGCCUUAUGCUCUCUUUCACGUGCCUUUUUGCAAACUCCAGGCGUGCUGUCAUAUGUGCCUUUUUCUCAGGAUUGGCUUCCGCAUGGCCACUCUCCCAUAGAUUGGUGAAGUGCUGUAGAGACUGUUGUCCUUCUGGCAGGUUCUCCCAUUCCAGCCAAGGUUCUUGGUCACGUCUUUCCUGCUCAGUUUGGUCGGAUGGCCAGCUCUAGGCACAGUCUGGGGUAGUUCCAUAUUUUCCCCAAUGAUGGAGACCACUGUGCUCUUGGAAACGUUCUACACGCUCAGAUUGUUUUAUACCCUUCCCCAGAUAUAUGCCUCAUCACAAUUCUAUCUCGGAGAUCUACGGACAGUUCCUUGGACUUCAUGGUAUAGUUUCUGCUCUGACAUGCACUGUCAACUGUGGGACCUUAUAUAGACAGGCGUGUUUCUUUCUAAAUCAUGUCCAAACAAUUGAAUUGGCCACAGGUGGACUCCAAUCAAGUUGUAGUGACGUCUCAAGGAUGAUUAAAGGAAAUUGGAUGCACCUGAGCUCAAUUUGGAAUGUCAUAGCAAAGGGGUGUGAAUACUUAUGUAAAUUAGAUUUCAGUAUUUCAUUUUCAAUAAAUGUGCAAACAUUUCUAAAAACAUGUUUUCACUUUGUCAUUAUGUGGUAUUUUGUGUAGAUGGGAGAGAACUCAAAAUGUGAAAUAAGUCAAGGGGUAUGAAUACAUUCUGAAGGCACUGUAUAGUUCCAUGAAAUCACUCAAAUCUUUACAAUUUACUUACUUGCAUUAACAUCAAUUCUCUUGUAAUAACAACAUGAUGAUAUAGUUAUAACAGCGUGAACAACUUUAUGUAAGGUGUUACCAAAUAGGUUCCGAUGGCAAGUGAGGAGUUUGAAUAAAAUGGUUGACAGACAGGUUUGUGUGUCUUCUUUCUUAGAGAGGAGGAUGGCCAAUGGAAGGAGGACCAGAAGCUGGAGGCUCACAGUGAUUGGGUCAGAGAUGUAGGCUGGGCUCCCUCCAUAGGACUACCCACCAGCACCAUUGCCAGCUGCUCUCAGGUAACCUACUGUCAGUAAAAAAAACAUUGUAUGGCUGGUACAGAUGUAGGAUCUUUAUUUGAUCACCCUGUUACAGGAUAACUUUCCUGUAGUGUAUUUGAGGUUUAAAAAGGCUUCUGAAGUUUGUAAUUUCCACUUUAACAUUUCAGACUUCAUUUUCCCUUACCAAAAAUGUAUCAACCCAUGAAUUAUAAUCCACAUAAUAAUUCACAUUUUCUGUUGCUGCAGGAUUAUCUUCCUGCUUUAGCAAACUGGCUCAAAUUAAGAUGUGAUUGUAUUAGAAUCCCAAUUAGCUGUUGAACAAGCAGCAGCACGGUCGUUCCACUAAAAUUAUAUUUUAAGUAGAAAUUAUGCACCAAUAUUGAAUUUUAAAAGCCUGAUAUAUUAAAUGAAGUGCACUUUAAUAUAGACCACACUGAGAAUUCAAUAAAUCAAUUUUUUUAAUAUGAAUAAAGGCUUGUUAAAAUGCUAAACUUCUGCAUUUUGACAUGUCCCUCCGUCAACCCUGUGUCACUUCUAGGAAGAUUUUAACCCACUUAAUCCAAAAACGUCUCAAAGUUUCACCAUCAUUGUAAAGGCCUAGUUAUUUUGCUGCUUUGACAGUUAUUUCUGACGAUGAUUAUUUAUAUUCAUGUGAUUAGCCUUUAUGUGUGUCCCUCAUUCUAAUGCCAACCUUGUUAAAAUGGUUACUCCUUUAAAACAAUGGACCAUUCCAUUGUUUGGUUAACCCAAACAAUUUACCCCUUUUAAAAACAUUGGACCAUUCCACCAAAUUAAAUGAUUUACAGCAUUGUUUGGGUCCUCUGAACAGCGGUGGAAAAGGAAGUAAGUCUUCUCUCUCUUUUUGGUCUAUUUAUAAUUGUUUUAUCAGUUAAUAUUAGGAAAACUUGAAUUUGAUUUAACUAUCGUUAUGUGUGGAACAUAUGUAUAAUUCCUAAUUUAAUGAACAGCGUGUGGUCCCAUGCUCUGCACCACAUGAGGAGUAAUGGCUGAUCUUCACCUAAAAACUCAACCCUGUUAUCGUCAACCCUGUUAGAGGCCCAACUAACUUUAUCAGUUUGAUAUUACGUUUAUUUGUACAAGGGAUACUUGAUCAAUGAGGAAAUGUUGGGUUUAUCUCAAACAUGUUUUUAUUUAAUACUUAGUAAACCGUUACAUUCGGAAAGUAUUCAGUCCCCUUGCCUUUUCCCACAUUUUGUUACUUUACAGCCUUAUUCUAAUAUUGAUAAAAAAUAUGUUUUUCUCAUCAAUCAACACGCAAUACCCCACCUGUCUAUAUAAAGGUCCCACAGUUGACAGUGCAUGUCAGAGCAAAAACCAAGCCGUGAGAUCGAAGGAAUUGUCCAUAGAGCUCCGAGACAGGAUUGUGUCGAGGCACAGAUUUGGGGAAGGUUCCCAAAAAAUCUCUGCAGCAUUGAAGGUUCCCAAGUACACAGUGGCCUCCGUCAUUCUUAAAUGGAAGAAGUUUAGAACCAACAAGACUCAUCCUAGAGCUGGUCGCCCGGCCAAACUGAGCAAUCGAGAGAGAAGGGCCUUUGUCAGGGAGGUGACCAAGAACCCGAUGGUCACUCUGACAGAGCUCCAGAGUUCCUCUGUGGAGAUGGGAGAACCUUCCAGAAGGACAACGAUCUCUGCAGCACUCCACCAAUCAGGCCUUUAUGGUAGAGUGGCCAGACGGAAGCCACUCCUCAGUAAAAGGCACAUGACAGCCCGCUUGGAGUUUCCCAAAAGGCACCUAAAGGACUCUCAGAACAUGAGAAACAAGAUUCUCUGGUCUGAUGAAACCAAGAUUGAACUCUUUGGCCUGAAUGCCAAGCGUCACGUCUGGAAGAAACCCGGCACCAUCCCUACGGUGAAGCAUGGUGGUGGUGGCAGCAUCAUGCUGUGGGGAUGUUUUUCAGCGGCAGGGACUGGGAGACUAGUCAGGGUUGAGGGAAAGAUGAACAGAGCAAAGUACAGUGAUCCUUGAUGAAAACCUGCUUCCAACAGGACCCUAAGCACACAGCCAAGACAAUGCAGGAGUGGCUUCGGGACAAGUCUCUGAAUGUCCUUGAGUUGCCCAGCCAGAGCCCGGACUUCAACCCGAUUUUAAGAUCUCUGGAGAGCAGCGACGCUCCCGAUCCAACCCGACAGAACUUGAGAGGAUCUGCAGAGAAGAAUGGGAGAAACUCCCCAAAUACAGGUGUGCCAAGCUUGUAGCGUCAUACCCAAAAACACUUGAGGCUGUAAUCGCUGCCAAAGGUGCUUCAACAAAGUACUGAGUAAAGGGUCUGAAUACUUAUGUAAAUGUGAUAUUUCAGUUUUUUGUAUUUUAUAUGUUUUUGCUUUGUCAUGAUGGGGUAUUGUGUGUAGAUUGAGCUGUUUUUUUUUGGGGGGGGAAGUAAAGGGGUCUGACUACUUGUACAUAAGUGUCUGUAACAGAGUUGGCAGACGGUGUGGUACAAUGCAGAUCAAAUGCUCUUAGUUCAUAGGACUUUAAUGGCUGAGAUGGGAAAAGGUGUUUUCCGUAGGCUAAACAUAUCCUCCAUAUAAUUUUUAUGUUGAAAGAAGAGGUAUUUGAAAGUUAAUUUCUUAAAAGUUUGCCUUUCCAAAAGGCACCUAUUCGUGGAAUGACCCAGCUAUUGUUCCUGGGGUCCACAAGAUCCUACAGUGUUUGUGAUUUUGGCUCAUUUCAUAUAACCAGCAAACUGCUCAGGGUCAAUUCCAGUUUGAUUGAAUUCUUGCAAUUCUUGCAAUGAAAGUAAAAGGCACUCCUGAAUUGAAAUGGAACUGAACACACAACCCUGUUAUAUCAUCUUUUAAAAUGUGUUGGGACCUUGUGAACUGCACAAAAAAACAAUUUGUUGUGGUCUGAUCUGCCAGUGAGUGUCUGACCUUUUUAUCUCGGAACAAAAACGCCUAACAAAAACUCUCUCUUGCUGUCUGUGUGUGCAGGACGGCAGGGUAUUCAUCUGGACGUGUGACGACCCUUCAGGCAACACGUGGACGGCUAAACUCCUCCACAAGUUCAACGACGUGGUGUGGCAUGUCAGCUGGUCCAUCACUGGAAACAUCCUGGCUGUGUCUGGGGGGGAUAACAAGGUCAGUACACACACACACACACACACACACACACACACGGUCAGUGGUGAAGUGUUUACUCUUUUACCAGGCAGCUGAAUAAACUUGAUCCCCAGCAAUGUAUCAUUUAUGCCACUUAGCAGAUACUUCAUGCAAAGCGUCUAAAAGUACAGUGAGUUUAUACACGUACAUCCCAUCAUCAGUGCUGUCACAAAUGAUCCCCUUGGUUACCUGUCAUUCUCGUCCAGUGUUGUUUUCUUAAUGUAUAUUGUUGUCGGCUGUCUCCAGGUGACGUUGUGGAAGGAGUCGGCAGACGGCCAGUGGGCCUGUAUCAGCGAUGUCAACAAAGGCCAGGGAGCCGUAUCGUCCAUCGCAGACGGAGCGAAGAACGAGCAGUGA